GAUUUGAUAUUGGAAAAAAUCAUUUCAUUGCUAAAAUACCAACUAAUAAUAGAAAUCAAAUGUGUAUGCAGUAAUGCUUCUCCUUACCCCCAAGUGCCAAGCUUUGUGAAUGCUGAGAUCUAUUUUACUGUAUUUGAAUGAUAAUGGUUAACAGACUUUCUCCUGUGUCAAUUCACAGGAAUGUGUCACACAACUGAAUAUGAGGGAACUACUAUCAGUUGGCAUGAAUGGCCCCAAUGUGAAUUUCAAGUUGUUGGAUCUUCUCCAGAAAGAGCAUGCAGAGCUCUAUGGAGGUGCUCAGGUUGUCACUGUUGGAAGCUGUGGACUUCACACCCUCCACAAUGCUUUAAAGGCAGGCUUUACUAUGUGGCAGUUGGAAAACUUCUGCGAGCCAUGCACUUCCUCUUUCAUAAUGUUCCUGCCAGGAGGGAAGACUUCACUAACCUGACAGGGUCCUCUUGCUUUCCCUUACCAUUUUGUGGCCAUAGAUGGGUUGAAAAUGUUCCUGUGGCAGAAAGAGCAGUUGAACUUUGGCCAGUGCUUAAGACGUAUGUGGAUGCUGCAGAGAAAAAGAGGGUUCCAGUUCCCUGUACAGCCUCAUAUGACACCAUUGUAGCAGCACAAAAGGAUCUUUUCAUUAUUGCAAAACUCCAGUUCUUUCUGGCAAUUGCAAGGACUUUCAACCCCUUCUUGACAAAGUUCCAAACUGAUGAGCCAGUGUUGCCCUUCUUGGCCAAAAAGUUGACUGAGCUUCUGAUGAGUUUACUGAGGCGGUUUGUUCAACGAGAGCUGCUCCAGGACCUCACACCCCUGCAGCUGAUCAAAAUAGAUCUGACGGAUGAAAAGAACUUGGUCUCCCCUAAGAGUGUAGACAUAGGCGUGGGUGCUGAAUCUGCCAUCAAGGAACUUCAGAGCAAACCAGGAUGCAAAGUUGGUGAGCUUUCUGUGCUCACCUUCAGGCGAGAGUGUUUGCAGGGCCUGGUUAAGGUGAUUGUGAAGUUACAGGAGAAAAGUCCCCUGAAAUUCCCAGUGGUCAGGCAGAUGGCAUGCCUGGAUCCUGGAAAGAUGCACCAAGGUCCUGAUUGGUGCAUCAGGCAAAUGAAAAGUAUAGUCCAAACAUUCUUCCAGGGCAAGCAGCUGGCAGGUGGCAUCCCAGCUG
Molecule: messenger RNA, 1159 nt
Organism: Paramormyrops kingsleyae
Lineage: Eukaryota; Metazoa; Chordata; Actinopteri; Osteoglossiformes; Mormyridae
Source: RefSeq, a predicted model, not a curated record